GUCUUGGUGUCAGCCAAGCCGUCGCGAAACACGCGCUUUGUUCUCUUGAUGACAGAUCCAGAUGCUCCUAGCAGAGAAGAGCCCAUUUACAGAGAGUGGUCUCAUUGGGUGGCGAUUAGCGAAACUGACACUUUUGAUGAGAAUUCGACAAGCCCUCUAUCCUACAGAGGUCCUACUCCCCCGAAAGACACAGGCCUCCAUCGCUACGUGUUGCUUUUGUUUGUGGGAUCACUGGAGCAGCAACAGGAGCAGCAACAGGAGCAGCAACAGGAGCAGCAACAGGAGCAGCAACAGGAGCAGCAACAGGAGCAACAGCAUCUUCAGUCGUAUCUGGGGUCCCCUAUCUCCUCGGAAAGCGAAGCCGCCUCUCCUGCUCAUUCCUCAGCACUGCAGCAGCCUCGACAACUCCACCCUCAGCCUGGGGGAGGUGUGUCUGAAGACUUCUCGCUGCUUCCCGCCGCUCUUGCGGAUGCUGUGACAACAAGCAAUACCAGCAGCAGUAACAGCAGCAGUAGCAGCAGCAGUAGCAGUGACAGUGCAAUACCAAGACUGGCAGUUUUACCCCCUGCUGCAACCCACGUAACACAGAAACUUCCAGCGCAACAGCCCUCAUGGCUGCCAAUGCUGCAGCAGCCUCAAAGCCCCCUAUCGCCAAACUCUCCCCUGCUGUCCAUCCUUCAGGCUCCUUCUCUGCAGCAGCAGCAGCAACAACAACAUUUGCUGCUGUCUCCCUCGACACCUCCUUUUUCACCCUCCAUGACAGAGACAGCACCCCUCCCACAGCCUCGCCUCCCUGCCACUGCAGCGGCUCGAGGAGGAGGCAUUCCAGCGAGUGCAAGCAGCUGCUUUUCCCCGCUGUCUGCUUACGGUGGCUGUGGGAGCAGCAGCAACUCGCCUCUGCAGGUUACGAGAGACUUUUUUGGGAGUUCCUUCAACAGCAGCAGCAGCAGCAGCAGCAGCAGCAGCGCAGCAGCGGCAGCAGCAGCGGCGGCGGCAGAAGCAGAGCUUACGCUGGCUAUGAACUGCCCUCCAACAGCCUUAGGGGGGAACGAGAACGUCUUGCUACUUGGACGAUGGAUACUGCAGCACUGCAACAGACUGCCGCCAAUGCGUCUCCAGCCUCUCCUUGAAAGCUUCCUGCUGCACUUCGACUUCGUCGCUGCUGCUGCCGGCAGCUGUACGGGAGGCUUUUCAGUGGAGCGAGAAAUUGUAGACGAGGACGAAGCAACAGAUACUUCUGCAGUCGACAGCGCUGUGCUGCCUUCAGCAGCAGCAGCAGCAGCAGCAACAGCAGCAGCAACAACAGCAGCAGCAACAACAGCAGCAGCAACAGACUCGAGGGCCAGUGCAGGAGAGACUAUUAUACUCUUCGGUUCGCUGCUCCUCGAUAUUAUUGCCAUUCGUGCAGGUGAAGGUGCAGCGGCAGCGGCGGAUUGCCUGGUUCAUCAUCUCAAAGAGGCGUAA
Molecule: messenger RNA, 1464 nt
Organism: Cyclospora cayetanensis
Lineage: Eukaryota; Apicomplexa; Conoidasida; Eucoccidiorida; Eimeriidae
Product: DNA N6-methyl adenine demethylase-like
Exons: 6
Coding region: 49-1464 (471 amino acids)
Source: RefSeq, a predicted model, not a curated record